Messenger RNA from Kockovaella imperatae, 1169 nucleotides. RefSeq lists its product as hypothetical. Lineage: Eukaryota; Fungi; Basidiomycota; Tremellomycetes; Tremellales; Cuniculitremaceae. The record is from RefSeq and is a predicted model, not a curated record. Bases 338 to 832 code for a protein of 164 amino acids. The transcript has a single exon.
CCGUAAGAAUCUGACGAGUUUUCACAGGUUCAGCUUGAAUAUUGUGAAGGUAACAGAAGACAGCCCCACUCACAAGAGACGAAAAAGAUGGAAAUGAACAAGACGUAGAGAUGCCAGGACGUGAAGCAUUUCGAGAUGGCUUCUAUCCUUCGGACACCUGGUGACUUGUCACCGAAAGCAGUCUUGGUGUCGCCUUGUUGCUCCAACUCGUGACGGAUCGCAUCGUCAGGGUAGAGGUGCGUCACGGACGCUUUGCGGAAGAGACCCAUGUGUGAGAGAGAGUGAGGCGGGGAAUAAGAUCGUCAAAAGAUUCGAAGUUUGCAGUGUGUCUUGAGAGAUGGGCAGCUCUCACGACCAAAGUGAUGAUGGAGGUAGAGAAGUUGGGAUAACGUUCGUCCACACGGCAAGUCUGAGUAUAUAUAUAUAUAUAUGUAUACUUGCGAGGAAAGACCUUUUUUUUCUCUUGCUUGCUCCUCAACUUCGAUCUCGAUCCAAUUUUCGGGCCUAUCGGGUGAGAUUCAGAAGGUCUGUUCGUUUGUGUAUUUCAAAAACGGAUAGAUGCAAGGGAGGACAGCAAGCGAGAAGUCACUGUCAGGGAGGACGAGGGGAGGGGGAGUUCAGCGAGGCAGCAGCAGCAGUAGCAGGCAACACACAGAGUAGCAACAGCAGAAGAAGCAGAAGAAGCAGACGCAGCGAGGUUGUGUGUGACGCAGAUGGCCGAUUUCGGAAGUUUUUCUUUUCUUCCAUCAAAUUUUUUUUUUAUCUGAUAAAAAAGAAAAUGGGCAAUUUUGAUUCCGUCGCUUAUCUGAUUAGGGAAUUAAGGGAGGGUUGAGGGCGGCGUGCGAAGGGGAAGUUGGAGCAGAGCAAGGGGGCCAGGCAUCGGCGGGAGAGGGAGAGAGAGAGGAAGGACCCACUCGGUGACUCGGCCGAGGGAGCUCACAGCGUAUGGGGAGAAAGACCUUGGAGGGAACUGCUUCGAUCUCGGAGAGCUUGACUCGCUUCCCUUUGAUUUCGACGCCCGAAUCCAGAACGCGAGUGCCAAGAAAAGAACAUUGGGCAAUGCGUCUCUGUUCGGCCGAAGAUGUGUAUGGGAUGACAGUGACCACGUUGGUAACCCCCUCUUACACCGAUCAGGUACACGACAGGGCAAGAGUAAUAAUGGUACACAU